This is a messenger RNA of Motacilla alba alba, 3265 nucleotides long. RefSeq names its product Ras association domain family member 10 (gene RASSF10). Gene Ontology annotation, biological process: signal transduction. The transcript has a single exon. The coding region runs from base 217 to 1548 and encodes 443 amino acids. Lineage: Eukaryota; Metazoa; Chordata; Aves; Passeriformes; Motacillidae. The record is from RefSeq and is a predicted model, not a curated record.
GCACCGGGCAGGAAGGGGUGGAGCGGCCGGCGGAGCGCACGGGCGGGGUGCCGCGGGCGGGGAGGGGACGGCAAGGCAUCCCGGCCGCGCCGAAGCCGGGCGGACGGGACGGGACGGGACGGGCAGCGCCGCGCCUCCGCGGAGCGCUGCCCAUGGAGCGGCUGCCCGACCGGCGCUGAGCCCGCGGCCCCGGCCGCCCGCCCGCAGCCGCCCCCGAUGGAGCCCGAGGAGCGGAAGAUCUCGGUGUGGAUCUGCCAGGAGGAGAAGCUGAUCUCCGGGCUCUCCCGGCGGACCACCUGCUCGGACGUGGUGCGGGUGCUGCUGGAGGACAGCCACCACCGGCGGCAGCGCCCGGCGCCGCCCGAGCCCGCCGGCGGGAUGCUGUCGGGGCCGCCGCACUCCUACUGCAUCGUGGAGAAGUGGCGCGGCUUCGAGAGGAUCCUGCCCAACAAGACGAAGAUCCUGCGGCUCUGGGUGGCGUGGGGGGACGAGCAGGAGAACGUGCGCUUCGUGCUGGUGCGCAGCGAGGCUUCGCUGCCCAACGCCGGGCCGCGCAGCGCCGAGGCGCGGGUGGUGCUGAGCAGGGAGCGCCCCGGCCGCGGCCUGGGGGCGGCCCGAGCCAGCCUGGCGCUCACGCAGGAGCGGCAGCGGCGGGUGGUGCGGAAAGCCUUCCGCAAACUGGCCAAGAUCAACAAGAAGCGGCAGCAGCCGCUGGCCCGGGAGGCCUCGUCGGCGGAGAGGAUGGAGACGCUGGUGCACCUGGUGCUCUCGCAGGACCACACCAUCCGACAGCAGAUCCAGCGGCUCCGCGAGCUGGACCGCGAGAUCGACAGGUACGAGGCCAAGAUCCACCUGGACCGCAUGAAGCGGCACGGCGUCAACUACGUGCAGGACACCUACCUGGUGGGCACGGGCGGCGGCGAGCCCGAGCCGGGCCGGGAGCCGGGCCAGCCCGCCGCCGGCCGCCCCGAGGAGGACUACGCCAGGAAGUGCGAGGAGGUGCUGCAGCUGCAGGAGCAGCGGGCGCAGCAGGAGGAGCUGCUGGAGCACCUGGCCGCCGAGAUCCAGGAGGAGCUCAACGAGCGCUGGAUGAAGCGGCGGCGGGAGGAGCUGGAGCUGGCAGCGGGGGCCGGGCUGGCCGACACGGACUGCGACACCACGGAGCUGAGCGGCGGCGAGGGCGAGCUGCACCUGGAGCACGAGCGGGUCAAGACCCAGCUGAGCACCAGCCUCUACAUCGGCCUCAAGCUGAGCACGGACCUGGAGGCCGUCAAGACCGACCUGGACUGCACGCAGCGGGCGUGGGAGGACAAGGAGCGGGAGCUGCAGCGCCUGCUGGAGACGCUGGGCACCCUGGACGUGGCGGAGGCGCCGGCGGAGCCGCGCGGGGCGGCGGGCGGGGGGCGGCCGGCGGCGGGCGGGGGCGGCUGGCUGGAGCAGGCGCUGCGCAAGGACCGCGCCGACAACGACGAGGACUCGGACACGGGGCUGAGCUCCAUGCACAGCCAGGACUCGGACUCGCUGCCCGUCUGCGAGUCCCUGGUGUAGCGCCCGGCCGCCCCAGCAGGCAGCCCGGGCGCAGGGCGGGCGGAGCGCGGUGCCGGGGCAGAGGGCGGCGGAGGACUGCGGGCAAGUGUGGGGCAGGCGAGGAACCUCCCGGCGCAGGAGGCAGUCACACAGAGGAAACAUUUUAAUUUGAGCUCUGGAGUUUGAACUUGUUCUGACUAGUCGUCCGCGGGCAGCCUUUAGGCUGGCUCGCCGGUACUUUUAUCUAAGGAAGAGAAAACCCGCAGCGUGUUUGUGUUUCAUUCACUGCUGGGAUUGCUCGCUCCUUAAAUCCUGCCGCUUGCUUCCCUCCGAAGCUUCUCUUGCCGGGCCUUUUAAGCCUCCGGCUGCCCACGAUCUCCCAGGGAGUUAGUCCGGGGCUGCUCCGGGUAAGCUCUUCCCGAGCCAAGGGCCAGGACGCGCUCCCGAGCGGGGGUCAGCAUCUCCCGAACGGGUUCCCGGCGUUGCAGAGUCAGACGGUGGCUUGCCGUGGGCUGUACCGGGCCCUACUGGCCGUCACAAAUACACCCCGCUCCUUUACAGGCAAAAAGUCGCCACACCAAAGCUGCUGAUCAUUUAAACACUGCGGAGGGAAGGAGGCGUCGGUCCCGCUGACACUGGGAUCUCCCAGGGCGCCAGCUUUUGGACGGUACUGCAGUUCCUUUUGGCAACGAAAAGGGGUGAUAAAUCACUCCCUUUUUUUUCUUUUUCUAAACAACAAACUAAAUCAAGAUAUAGGUUAAGAUGUAUUAACUCUGCUCUGCGUAGUGCUUUUCCUUAUGCAUAGAUAAGAGUGCUUUGUUUAAAGGCAUACUAAGAAAUCUGUUAGUAUCUGUAGUCGUUUGACAGUCACGGAAGGCAAUUAGCAGUGCCUGUAUGUACGCAGCCUUCAACUACAUUUUUUCACUAGGCUAGCUGAUCUUUGGCUGAGCUUGGUUGUAGAUAAACAAAGUACAGAAUCAGGUUGAGCUACCGUUUUUAAUAACAUAGUUCAUAUCAGGCCAAGAGAUGCAAGGAUAAAAGCAUGACUCAAGCCCUACCUGCACUACAGCUUAAUCUUUUCAGUUAUUCCAAUAAAACAAAAAAGCAGCCAUCAGCUGUAACAUGCAUUUCACUUAACUGCCAAAUCUUCCUCUGCAGCUUAACUCUUGCCCAAAAUAUAUGGUCUGCUCUUGCAAUAAGAGACAUCCAGGAUUCUUGUAUUCCGGAAUAAUUGCAGAAAUACUUUGAGCAGUGAGAGACCAGAGAAUGUUGAGUCAGGUCCCACUGAUGGUGUGAACUUUUAAAAAGCUUCUGAGAUUAUUAUUUAUGUAAGAUUAUUUAUAAAAGUUUUCAUUUAACAAUAAGAAAUGGUAUAAAAAAGGGGUACACCAAUAGACCAGUUCUUUAUUUUCAUUGAAAACCUCGCAGCCUUCUCACCCAAAGACCGCAUUCCACGCUUGCGGUGCUCUUGUUGGUAAGAAUUCUGAUGGACAUCAGAAAAUUAAGGUUCAGGAGCUGCUCAGAUUGAAAGCAAGCAGAGAAAUACUGUCUGUGGAUUUGCAGAGGCUGUACAAUUUUCUAUAUGCUAUGACUCUUGAUAAAUGUUAUUCCACUGAAUGGGUCUCAGUUAUAACAAACUGUGGUUUAUUUUAAACACUGACUAUAUAAUUGUUUUUCAUAUUUAGUCAACCUUGGAGGAUAUUUAAGAACCUAUUUUUAGAGCUAAUAAAACUCUUAA